AUGACAGUGACUAGGAAGACUAUGGCUAGCCAGAGGAGAGAUACAACAGAAAGUGAGGGGAACAGCAGGCCAUUACCGGCUCCUCCACCACCUGAGGAUAUUUCUAGGGUUACCGCACAUCCAGUUCCCCCUCCACUUCUAUCAGAUCAAGACUUGAGGAGUGCGGUGCAUUUAUUGACACAGUUGGUAGCUACCCAGCAACAGGCCAGGGCAUCAGCUAGUGCAGGGUCUUCUGAGGGGUCUAGGAGUUCAAGGGUCCGAGAGUUUGUUGCUUUGAGUCCCCCAGAGUUCACAGGGACAGAUCAGAGGGAGGACCCAUAUGCUCCAUCCAUAGUUUCUGCUAUGCGGGACAGGAUCCACAGGUCUAUAGCAGGGUUGGCCCCAGAGUUGACCGAGGCAUGUGCCACUGCUGCAUUGUCUCAAGAGCAGUCUCAGGGAAGUUAUAGGCUCCAAUACUUUGGACGACCACCUAGGCCUCCAUCACCUCAGUUACAGGGUUACAGGUAUGACCGCUAUACUCAGUCAGGACCAGGACACUUGGGCCAAUGUCGAGCAGGUUCCGAUGCUUGUUAUGCAUGUGGGCAUCUGGGGCAUAUGAUGCGAGAUUGCCCAAAUAGAGAUUCUGGGGGCGCGAGUCUCAGUCUUCGGCUAGUAGAUAUCGAGGCAGAGGUAGAGGUUCCAGUUCAGGACCAGGAGUCUUCACCAGACAUUGCGACAGGUAUAUUGACCAUAUGCUCUCACGAUGCUUAUGCCUUGAUAGACCCAGGAUCUACUUUAUCGUAUAUUACCCCAUUUGUCGCGGGGAAGUUUGGUAUAGUGCCUGAAAUAAUAAGUGAUCCUUUAGCGGUAUCUACACCGUCUAUUACAGCAGUCAAAGAGUACGCAGAUGUGUUUCCAGAUGAGCUUCCAGGUAUUCCUCCAGAGUGA
Nicotiana attenuata is the source of this 927-nucleotide messenger RNA. RefSeq lists its product as uncharacterized. Gene Ontology annotation, molecular function: nucleic acid binding; zinc ion binding. The transcript is spliced from 8 exons. The record is from RefSeq and is a predicted model, not a curated record. Bases 1 to 927 code for a protein of 308 amino acids. NCBI's taxonomy places the organism in Eukaryota, Viridiplantae, Streptophyta, Magnoliopsida, Solanales, Solanaceae.